ACGUUAAAAAUCUUGUUUCCGGUUCCGGGCCAACACUGUCUUUCACAAACAGACAAGAUGUUGAGCCGACUCCCUCGGUUCGGUCGAACUUUUCCUCGGUUAUUGUCUAAUCCACCCGCACGGUUCGUCUCCCAGUCAAAACCGACCGGUGUCGCUGGUUCGACCGCUGUGACGGAGCUGCACCCCGGAGCGGAGCAGACUGGACACGGCGAGGUCAGCCGGUACGUCAAGAAUCCAGAUUACCAUGGCUUCUCCAGUGACCCUGAGGUGGAUGUGUGGAAUAUGAGGGUGGGCUUCUUCUUUGGCAUCUCAGUGGCUCUUGUCAUUGGAGGAACAUUCAUCCACUAUUUACCAGACCAUGGAAUGCGGCAGUGGGCCCGAAGAGAGGCAGAGCGUGUGAUCCAGCAGAGAGAAAUGGAGAAUCUUCCUCUCAUAGAUGAAAACUACUAUGACCCAAACAAGAUAGUUCUGGCCACAGCUGAAGAUGUGUAGGAUGUCCAACAUUUACUUGCUAUAUUUCUUGGUAAUUGUAUUUAACCGUGAUAGAAUAAAUGAUUCCAUCUGAUUAUUACAUGUGGACAAUGACUUGUUGAAACAACAGUUUCAUUGAGUUUGAAAUCUGCAGUGAUUAAACACUUUUGACUCCA
This is a messenger RNA of Larimichthys crocea (large yellow croaker), 647 nucleotides long. It is a transcript of the gene ndufb11, whose product is annotated as NADH:ubiquinone oxidoreductase subunit B11. The transcript has 3 exons. NCBI's taxonomy places the organism in Eukaryota, Metazoa, Chordata, Actinopteri, Sciaenidae. The record is from RefSeq and is a predicted model, not a curated record. Gene Ontology annotation, cellular component: respiratory chain complex I. Bases 58 to 492 code for a protein of 144 amino acids.